Molecule: messenger RNA, 2751 nt
Organism: Suillus paluster
Lineage: Eukaryota; Fungi; Basidiomycota; Agaricomycetes; Boletales; Suillaceae
Exons: 10
Coding region: 1-2751 (916 amino acids)
Biological process (GO): signal transduction
Cellular component (GO): cytoplasm; cytoskeleton
Molecular function (GO): protein binding; GTPase activator activity
Source: RefSeq, a predicted model, not a curated record
AUGACCGUUGCUGUGGACGACAUAAUCGUUGAUCAGAAACAGCUUUCUCAGCCAUCAAACCCUCAGACGACGGUCCCUGGCUCACAGGCACCCUCUGCACCCGAUCUAGACGCCCCAAAGAGUCAGACAAAUGGGCAUACCACGGAGACUCCUGCCAUACCCCAGGUUAACGUCAAUGGAGAGCCCGUGCGCAGUCCCCGACCAUCAGCAAAUCUCACCCGUGUAGAUGCAGAGGAUGCGAGAUGGGGCUCCAAUUUUUGGGUGACAUUAAUAGAUCCGCAGACUAGUACUGUGUUCUUCGCCUGUCCUGCUACUGGACAAGUGAGCUGGGAUCCACCAGCUGGUACGUUCGUUUUGCCUCCGAGCACAGAGGGAGAGUGGUGGGAGCUCAGCGACGAGUCUCGUGGUGGAAUCCCGUACUAUUAUCAAACCAAGACAGGCGAGACAGUCUGGGAACGUCCAGAGACUUUUGUCAUUCCCCUGACUAUCAUUCAACAAACCGCCUUGGGCCGUCGCCUUUCAAUGCGCAAAGCGAAUCCUGAAGGGCAGGAAUCCCCGACAGCAUCAGCUCGGGCUGCUUGUCGAGCUCGAACUCGAUCGCAGGUAAGUAUAAAGGAGGAACGCCAUGUGUGUCUCCGUUCCAAAGAAGAGCCCGCGUUGCCACGACACUCGUUAUCGUCAACACGGAGUUCUCCAGGCAGGAUCUCAGCUUCUGGAGCUAGCCCGGCCAAGAAGCCUCCUACCGUAAGGCGCUCGUUUACCACAGACCAAUAUGGUCAUUCAAAUUCCCCCCGUGGAUGGCCGAAUGGACAUCAUCUACCCCCUAUACCCGCAUCACCGUUCACGACGGAACCUUCUACACCAAACUCGCGAAAAUCAUCGUCGACGCCUCCUGCCAAUGUUGCGACGAACGGAAGUACACGAUCAAACUCUCGUCACAAGGAGAAGGAAAGACGUGCAACCUCGGAUAUUGAGGACAACUCCCCAUCGAGAUCGCGGGCUAAAUCAUCCUCUUAUGUACCACACCGAUCCCCCAUCCCACAGAGUCUCAAUGCUGCUGUAGAGAUGCUGUCGAUGUCUGAUCGACGGGCCGCUUCUGACAUUGGUCACGGGCCGCCGCCAUCAUCACCACCAGUUAUGGAUAAACCACGGCCGAGCACGACAGUUCACCCCAAAGAGAAAGUAACUGAGAAACGAGAAGCUCUCCAAAGUCCUUUAAAACUGGGUCCGGGCAGCAGUUUCUGGACGGCACGCAGUCCUUCGACCCCUCCCACAGUACUUGGCAAGACGAUCAGCAGCCCUGUUCCCAACAAAGAGGCAACCAAGAACAUGAGCGCCGUCAAGAACCCCGCAACCGGAAAACCAAUUCCGAUCACCAGGCAAGCUACUCGCCGACAUACCCCUACUGCUACUUUAGCAUCUGGCACAUACCCCGUCCUUCCUCACGACCUCGCAUCAGACAUCCAACAAUUCGUCGAAUCCGAUUAUGCAAGACAAUAUUUCUCGACUCAUCGUACGGGCUUCAUCUUCAGGCGCAAGGUCCCCGUUGCACAGAUGAUGACAUGGCAAAAGGCACCUCUCAGCUCCCCACUUCUCACGUUAAAUCGCUCGCUCAAGAAUGAUGCAGUGCGGAUUUUCAAGGUCAUUCAACAUAUCAUGGGCGAUCGUGAACGUGAGAAAUCGGCUGGUAUACCCGUUCAUAAUGGCUCUGCGCAUUCCCUUACUGGAGGCUCCGUCGGCCUACUAGAGGAAGAACGGUGGUUGCUCGGGGAAGGUUUAGGCUCAUGGGGAGCUAAGAGACGAGAUAUAUUGCCAGUUGAUGAAGCAGCUCAACGGGAAUCCCAAUCCUGUUUCAGGGAAAGCGUCUUCAAAGGCUGGCAGAUGCUCUGCGUGCUUCUCACUGCAUUCCCGCCUUCGAAGAAUUUCGAGACGUAUCUGCGUUCCUUUAUGCAACAGCGGACGUCUCAGCAAGAGGGCAGGGUCGACGUCAUAGCCAAGCACUGUCUCCGUCGUCUAGUUGCAAUCUCGAAGAAAGGACCACGAGGAAAGCCUCCAACCAUGGCAGAGAAUAGAGACCGCAUCGGAUGCCGCCUUCAACCCUUCCACAUUCGGGGAAUCGCUGGACGCGACGAUGCGCCUGCAAGAAGCGCAACUACCCACACGAGAAGAUACCCAUCAUUCUCCCGUUCCUUGCAGACGGCAUUCCUCGCUCUUGGGGGCACGAAAGCGGAGGGCAUCUUCCGUGUCCCUGGCGAUAGCGACUCGGUGUCAGAACUGAAGUUGCGCAUUGAUAGGGGUUAUUAUACGCUUGACAGCGUUGACGAUCCCCAUCGUGAGCUAUGCGACCCGCUAGUACCUGAAGAGAUGUACAACGACUGCAUCACACAUUCUCGUGAACCAGAGACGUGCAUUCAACUCGUCCGGCGUCUGCCCACAAUCAACAGACGGGUCGUGAUUUUCCUGAUUAGCUUCUUGCAGUUCUUUUUGGAGGAGAAGGUGCAGGCGGUGACGAAGAUGACGUCUGCGAAUUUGGCGUUGGUGAUGGCGCCGAACUUGUUGAGGUGUAAUUCGGAAUCGAUGACUGUUGUGUUCACAAAUGCUCAGUACGAACAAGUGUUCGUCUAUAAUCUUUUGAUGCAUCUCAAGUGCGAUCAAAUUGAUGCGGAAUACGUUCCCGUCCAUGGCCUGGGGGCCAGCCUACCAUCACCCCCACAACCUCGCGUUUCUAAAUCUCGCAACAGAAAACCAUGA